Molecule: messenger RNA, 6248 nt
Organism: Wyeomyia smithii (pitcher-plant mosquito)
Lineage: Eukaryota; Metazoa; Arthropoda; Insecta; Diptera; Culicidae
Gene: gro
Product: protein groucho
Exons: 16
Coding region: 2632-4815 (727 amino acids)
Biological process (GO): regulation of DNA-templated transcription; negative regulation of canonical Wnt signaling pathway
Cellular component (GO): transcription regulator complex; nucleus
Molecular function (GO): protein binding; transcription corepressor activity
Source: RefSeq, a predicted model, not a curated record
CGUCGGUCAGUCAGUCGCACUGGUGAACGCAUCGGAAGCACAUCAUCGUUGAUUACGUAGCUAGUCUGCAUUCGGUUGUCGUACGUUGGCUAUUCGUUCGCUAGUCGAAAAUUUUGGUGGACGAUCGUGGGAGUGCAGAAGAAGUAUCAAUCCAUGUCGCCGCAAUCUAUUAUAUGCUAGUAGCGCCAUUUGGUCACCUAUAAACUGCCGUUGGUGUGAUGUUUCAUUAUUAUUGGCUGUCGUUUCUUUUCAUUCGACGUCGCCUGGCGUAUGGUUGAAGUAGUGAAAUAUCGGUUGAAACGCUUGGUGCAAGGGCAAGGGGAGUGUGCCAAUUAUACACGUACGUGUGUGGUGUUUUAAAUCCAUCGGGUAAAUGACCAAGUGUCAAAUAGCAUGAAUUCCACGGAGGAUUACUUUCGCACGCUUGUGAAUGUUAUGCAAAUGCGCAAAAGUGCGUCUUAUUUCUAGUGCUACUACUAGUGUGGCGUUAUUCGUGCCGACCGAGGGAAUAUCCGUGUGGCCGCAGUGGGGUGGGCUGUGAAUGUUUUUCUCUUCCCCGUGUGUGCGAUUCUUCGUGACGACAUUUUAAAAGCGCCGUGCUGUUGGUUAGAGCUAGGAGGUGGUGGUGACGACGGUGGCGGCAGCAGUGUGUGUUGGUGGCGUGCCGGAGAGAAUUUGUACGGGGUCACCGGAGCAACGGAGAGAGAGAUAGAGAGAUCCGAAUUAACUGUCAACACAAUAGGCCGAUUUCCGAAUCAUACCCAGUCGGAAGCCUGUGGUGAUCAAAAUUAGUAUCAUCACUCGUGUACGAGAGCACUUCGCAUCCAUAUUGGUGUGUGUGUGUGUGAAUAAAAGCUGUACAGCAUCAACAACAAUAACAACCACGAGAAUCUGACACUAAUCAAACAGCCGUUUUCCAGCCUCUCCUCGAUGAUAGUAAUCACCAUCCGAAACACUGAACCGAGCGUGUGUACGUAAUUAAUUACUCAAUCCCCUCCUACUUCUCAUGCUCCUUCUCCUCCUCCACGGCAUCGUCGCGCUUUUGCAUAUCUCCACGAACUCCUGCUGCUGCUGUUCGGUCGGCCACAGGCAGGCAGGCAAUCGGGGUCCGUGCGUGUGUUAAUGGAUAAAAAAGUCAUAAUAAAUAAUUAAUCAAUUCGGUGCCACUUCUACUACGUACCUGCUACUGCGCCAACCAGUAGCAGCAGUCCAGCCGGUUGGAGGGAAGUGGCAAGCCAAUUUACAUUUCUGCCUAACCGAAACUCAACCCCGCGCGCGGUCGGUCGGUCGAUCGCUGGGUUGUGUACUGUGCUGUGCGCGCUAUCAUUGCGAGUAGUGUCUCAGCAACUUGUGUGCUAAUUUACUACAUACAAGUGCCCUAAAGGGCUGACAGUGACAAUUAGCAUACAAUCGAGGUAAUCCGCCAUUGGACACUCUGAGCAGGACUGGAGCGGAAGAAACUCGGAACACGGGAGAUUCGCGCGAAAAAUGAAGAAGCACAAGUGAUCGACGAACGCCGACAACGGGAACGGAACGAACAGAGUGUUUGGGGCAGAAAGCAGAAAAGAAUCGCAAUUCAGCGGAAAGACUUCACACACUGGCGGGCGGUUGUGUGUAGACCGGGAGUACAAGAAGGGGAAGAGUGACCAGUGACGAGUUAAAUUACCGUUCACGUUUAGUUCUGCUCGUGUUCUGUUCGUCUGAAGUGGUUUCCUUUGCCUUUGUGUAGAAGAUACGCGGUAGCCACAGCCGGCCGGCAAAGUCUGGCGAAAAAGGUGAAGCAAAAGCAAGGAAGAAACGGUGAUUGUUGUUGAAAUUAAACCGAAUAAAAUCUCACGGAAAAGGAAACGACCAAAAGCGAGAAGCAAAACAAGUUGGUUAUAGGUUAUAAUAAUAAUAAUCAUCAUCGUCUUUAUUAUUAUUAUUAUUACGCCGAUGAGGUACCGAAGUGAAACAGAGUCAUAAGCGCUGGUGGAAGAAGCACUAAUAAACUUUUAACGGUUUCGAUCGAAAUGUGAAAAUUCCACUGAUUGAUAAAUUGAUUGAUUGUGGAGCAGUUCUUUUCCGUUUAAGUGUGUUUGUAUGUACCGCGUUUUACGAGUCCGUAAGUGCGAAUAGCUCAAAACGCGCGCGGCGGCAGCAAUAAAGAGUAAUUAAUCGCAAUAAAAGUGCACAGAUCUCAGGUAAAUCCGAAGAAUCUUUGAUGCCGACCGAGGUGAUGGGAUGGGAGUGAAGGUUGCCCGCUCUCCAGAAGGUGCAGAAAUUAUCUUUCAAUUUGGUCUGGUUUUGCGUCGUCGUUCUGCGUCUUGCCGAUUGCUGACGGCUCACCGCGGCGAAUGAUAAUCUGAGACCGGUUCGCAAUCAUUCGGCGAGAGAAGGUGAGAAAUAAAAGGGGCCCCGAAUCGUGGUGUGUGAAUCGAGAAAAAUAAAAGCUACUGCAAGAAGAGACGAAAAUUAUAUUUCGAAAAGCGCGCACUGCACUGGUUCCGGAUAAGUGUUGAUUUCACGUAAUUUGCGCGGAGGUUUCGAGCUGCGGCUGAUUUUCAUCGGUUGAACCGGACGCAGGAGCAUCGGGUUGCUGUUUCCGAUUGGAGAAGCGGUAGUAGCAACUGCCGGAACAAGGAGCGAAACAUGUAUCCGGCGCCUACGAGACACCCGUCGGCUGCGGGUCCACCCCCGCAGGGACGACAGUUCACGAUAGCGGAAACACUUGAGCGGAUAAAGGAGGAGUUCAACUUUCUCCAGGCACAGUAUCAUUCAUUGAAACUGGAAUGUGAUAAACUCGCCAGCGAGAAAACCGAAAUGCAGCGACAUUAUGUCAUGUAUUACGAAAUGUCGUACGGCCUCAACGUAGAAAUGCACAAACAGACGGAAAUUGCCAAACGCCUCAAUGCCCUAAUAGGUCAACUGCUGCCCUUUCUGGCCACGGAACAUCAGCAGCAGGUGGCCGCAGCCGUGGAACGAGCGAAACAGGUCACCAUGCCGGAGCUGAAUGCCAUAAUCGGGCAGCAACAUCAACAGCAGGGAAUACAGCAACUGCUACAACAGAUUCACGCACAGCAAAUCCCCGGCGGACCACCGCAACCGAUUCCGGGCCUGGGAGCGUUGGCCGGACCGCUGACCGCAUUUGGAGGCCCGAUGGGACUGCCACACGGAGCACCCCAAAGUUUGCUCAAAGCACCACCCGAUCUGCACCGGGAGGACCUGAAGGUGCCACUUGGGGGACCCUCAGCCGAGGAACGAAUGCGCAACUCCGUGUCCCCUGCCGACCGUGAAAAGUACCGACCCCGAUCACCCCUCGAACUGGAGAGCGAAAAUAAGCGACGGAAAGAGGAGAAACUGAAUCACGAAAACGACGGCGACAAAAAUGAGCAGGAUUUAGUAGUGGACGUCGCUAAUGACACGGGUACACCUUCACCACGACCGAACGGUGACCACGCCUCACUGGAAAGUCGAGACCGAGACAGUGUUGGACUUAACGGAAACGAUAAGGCUGGCUCCAGUAGCCUGAAGGGUGCAAACGAUAGGCCGCCAUCGCGCUCCGGGUCCAGCUCAUCGCGAUCGACACCAAGCCUCAAAACGAAAGAUCUCGACAAACCGGGAACCCCUGGAACGAAGGCACGCGUCCCAACGCCGAACUCGUCCACACCGGGCGUCCCGAAAGCAGUAGUACCUCCCACAGCCGCCGGCUACCCAGCUUCACCAUAUCAACGACCAUCGGAUCCGUACGCACGACCGCCACCGGACCCGUACGGCCGGCCACCGAUGCCAUUCGAUCCGCACGCCCAGCUACGGACCAACGGAAUCCCGCUGCCCGUCUCGAGUGGUAAACCUGCCUAUUCAUUCCACAUGAACGGCGAAGGUGGACCCCAGCCGGUGCCGUUUCCCGCCGAUGCCCUAACCGGGCAAGGAAUUCCGCGACAUGCCCGCCAAAUCAACACACUCUCGCACGGGGAAGUCGUCUGUGCGGUCACCAUCUCCAAUCCAACCAAAUACGUGUACACCGGAGGCAAGGGCUGCGUUAAGGUCUGGGAUAUCUCCCAGCCGGGCACGAAGAAUGUCGUCAGUCAGUUGGAUUGUUUGCAACGAGACAACUAUAUUCGCUCGGUGAAACUCCUCCCGGAUGGCCGGACGCUAAUUGUUGGCGGCGAAGCAUCGAACCUCUCCAUCUGGGAUCUGGCGAGUCCAACUCCGCGUAUCAAGGCAGAACUGACGUCCGCCGCGCCGGCCUGCUACGCGCUGGCCAUCAGCCCCGACUCGAAGGUGUGCUUCUCGUGCUGCAGUGAUGGCAACAUUGCCGUGUGGGACUUGCACAACCAGACACUGGUUCGGCAGUUCCAGGGCCACACGGACGGUGCUUCCUGUAUCGACAUUAGCCCGGACGGAGUACGACUGUGGACCGGAGGUCUCGACAACACCGUGCGAUCGUGGGACCUGCGCGAAGGCCGACAACUGCAGCAACACGAUUUCAGCUCGCAAAUCUUCUCGCUGGGAUACUGUCCAACUGGUGACUGGCUUGCUGUUGGAAUGGAAAACUCGCACGUUGAAGUGCUGCACGCCACCAAACAAGACAAGUACCAGCUGCAUUUGCACGAAAGUUGCGUCCUGUCGUUGCGGUUUGCCGCCUGCGGCAAAUGGUUCGUCUCGACUGGCAAAGAUAAUCUGCUGAAUGCGUGGCGCACACCUUAUGGUGCAAGCAUAUUUCAGUCCAAAGAGACCUCAUCAGUACUCAGUUGUGAUAUUUCGACCGAUGAUAAGUACAUCGUUACCGGUUCCGGUGACAAAAAGGCCACCGUCUAUGAGGUUAUGUACUAGGCUGAACCAGCAGAGAACGCGCUGCUGUAGGCGAGAAAAGUGGAUCCCUGAUGUUUCAUUAAAAACUAAUAGCUUCAUCGAUUUCACCUAUCAACACACAACCUGUGCAGCCAUUAUCAUUUUUCAGUUUCGACAUGUUCUUAAUCCUUUUCGAUUUUGAACAUAACCAACUAGAAGAAAAAAAACAUUGAAAGUGACCUACUAUCAAAUCGGCAGCAGGAUUAUAGUUAAUUUUACCGACUGUAUCAGUUUUAAUAUAGUUUAGUUCAAGCUUGAGGCAGGAAAACAAAACAACAUCAACAUAACUCACGUAAACGUUAUGCAACAGCAGAAAGAAUCUUCUUACUCGUAGGCUGCUAGGCGAUACACGGAUUGCACUCACACAGCCAAAUGUGCUCUAAUGGUAGUGUUGCACCGGUAAGAAAAAAAAACGGCACCACAAAAAAGAAUGCUACAAUUGUUGAGCGAUAGGCGCCGCGUACGGUUUAAGUAACUUAAAGCUGAAGUUUAAACAAACAAAUCAAAGAAUUAAUUGUAGAGCGUAUAGCGAAACCCGGAAGAGGACGAAGGAGGAAGAAAAAAAACAUUAACUUAAUUAUCAAACAGAAAACCUUAGUGAUUGAUUACCGUAAAAUAAUGAAAAUGAAGAGUAUUGUACAGUAUUUGAACAACUCGUAAUGUUAAUUAUAUGAUUAAGAUCAGGAGAAACAACAAAAAAAAAACAAAAACGUUCAGAGAUCCCUUGAGGUUUCAAGUAAAAAAAUAUCUCAAACGAAAAGUUUUGACUGUAAAAAGCAAACACACACACAUACAUACACACAAUUCGAGAUGUACAUCUAAUUGUUUUUUCUUUUCAACUCCUUGUACCAAUGGAAUAGCAAAAGAAGAUAAGAGAAAAAAAAUCGGUGUCCGUUUGUUCUACUUUGAAAAAAAAAAAAAAAAAGAUAUAAAACAUUUUUCAUCAUCCUUUAGAAAUCUAUGUAUAAUUACCGAGCGAAGGCGGAGAAAAGGGAAGCGCAAAAUUUUCCUCAGCCACAAUUAUAACUGCUGCUUGCUAUCAUCUCUUAUAGCGAUUAGAACAGAACAGAACCCAGGAUAGGUCACCAGAGGUAAUCCGGAACAGUGUGGGAGAAAGGGUUACCGCCUAUUUAUUCUUCAGCACAGAAAAAUUGAACAUAAAUCCGCAACCAGAGGGCGGCAGGCAGAGGGUUACUGUGUGGAAGCUCAAAUGUGAGAAGUCGCGGAAGUGAAAGUCCACUUCCGGAUUUUAUUCUCUAGUAGCUAGAUGAAAAGAGAGAGCGAAAAAAAAACACUACACAGGCACACAGCGAACCAUUACAAAUGUGAGGAGAAAAAUCUGCGCAUAAACCCAGCAACACUGGAAAGUUCAAUAUAAAUAUUAUAAAUAAAUAUUUUUAGACAUGAAAAGAUUA